UGGACUCAAGAGGGAGUUUAUUGCGCACGCGUGGGGAGGAACCGCGGGGCACGCCGGGAGCAGAAGCCCCGGAAUUGUAGAUGCUCCCUACCAAGCGUGGCUCUAUAUGUGUUCUGAGGAGCUAAAGUUCUCACACUUGAACAGUUUCUCGCCACAUGGCUGCCAAGGAAGCAACGGUCACAGUUCGCCUCAUUCGUUCAUUUGAACAUCGAAAUUUCAGACCUGUAGUAUAUCAUGGAGUUAAUUUGGACCAAACUGUGAAGGAAUUUAUAAUUUUUCUAAAGCAAGAUGUCCCUUUGAGGACCAGCCUGCCUCCGCCACUCAGAAAUUACAAAUACGAUACACUAAAGAUUCUUCAUCAAGCUCACAAAGCAAAGACGAAUGAGUUGGUGUUGGGUCUGGAGGACGACGACACACUCCUACUGAAGGAAGACAGAACGCUGAAGGACUCGGGGAUAGCCAGUGAGACUGAAAUUGCCUUCUUCUGCGGAGAAGAUUAUGAGAGAUACAAGGCUAAUCCCACCUCGUCCUGGUGAGCGUGCCGGCACACCUUCCCAUCCCGUCUUCCAAAGCGAGCUUUUUAAAUUGUCAAAUAAAGC
This is a messenger RNA of Microtus oregoni (creeping vole), 599 nucleotides long. It is a transcript of the gene CUNH2orf76, whose product is annotated as chromosome unknown C2orf76 homolog. Bases 156 to 536 code for a protein of 126 amino acids. The transcript has 7 exons. The record is from RefSeq and is a predicted model, not a curated record. Lineage: Eukaryota; Metazoa; Chordata; Mammalia; Rodentia; Cricetidae.